GCAGAUAAUGGUUCAAAGUGCAGCAUUUCACACAACGAUACGGCCGAAUACUGGUCUCUCUCUUUCUCCCUACCCCUCUCUGUCUUCGUUUAAUAUUGUACUUCUUUUUAGUUUAGGUUUUCUCAAUUGUUACCCACUGUUCUCCAAUCCAUCCAAGGUUGUUAUUAAUCAAUGGAACCUCAAGAUGAGACAGGAUGCCAGGCUCCAGAAAAACCAAUGCUUUGCAUCAAUAAUUGUGGCUUCUUUGGAAGGGCAACUACCAUGAAUAUGUGUUCGAAAUGUUACAAGGACAUGCUGUUGAAGCAGGAACAGGUGAAAAUUGCUGCAUCGUCAGUUGAAAGCAUAGUGAAUGGCAGCUCUAACAACAAUGGAGAAGACGAUGUGAAUACAGUUGCUACAGAUGUACAAGUUGGAACAAUGGAAGUCAAACCAGUUGGUGCUCAGCUUUCUGAGGAUUCAUCCUCUAGUGAGGCUUUGAAGGUGAAAGCCAAGACAGGCCCCAGCAGGUGUGCCACUUGCCGGAAGCGAGUUGGAUUAACUGGUUUCAGCUGUAAAUGCGGGAACCUCUUUUGUGCAAUGCACCGCUACUCUGACAAACAUGACUGCUCUUUUGAUUAUCGGAUGGUUGGUCAGGAUGCUAUAGCUAAAGCCAAUCCUGUAAUUAAGGCAGAAAAGCUUGAGAAAAUCUAGGAAUAUGCUGGGCUGAUGCAUGAAGCUUGACACGUCACCUUUCUAUGAACAAAUUCUCUUAUAUGUUGUCUGAUUCGCUUUUUAGGUGUCCUUCAGUGAUUAAAGUGGUCCAUGUCAUAAUAGCAAGGGCAUCGUUAGGGAAUUGCUGCAUUCUGCUCCAUUGUGAGUGAUUGUUCUGGUUUAAUGGACGUCGUUGGCUCAUUUUAUGAUUUAAUUUCCUGGUA
Molecule: messenger RNA, 914 nt
Organism: Prosopis cineraria
Lineage: Eukaryota; Viridiplantae; Streptophyta; Magnoliopsida; Fabales; Fabaceae
Product: zinc finger A20 and AN1 domain-containing stress-associated protein 8-like
Exons: 2
Coding region: 172-690 (172 amino acids)
Molecular function (GO): DNA binding; zinc ion binding
Source: RefSeq, a predicted model, not a curated record